AUGGGUUAUCCAACGGCACCCCACAAAAGCCAAAAAAGAGACGGCUACAGCGACCACACACUUGACAUGGACUACAUCGACGACAACAUGACUUUCAUACCAUCGGAACGAUGUACCGUAUCAAGCGGCACUGUAUGUGUAGAUCCGCGCGCGUCGAAAGUUCUGAUUAUUUUCAACAGACGGCUUGGGAUCUGGCAGCUACCAAAAGGCAGGAAGAACAUUGGUGAGGAUCUCCAGUCGGCGGCUCUGCGUGAAACAUACGAAGAGACCGGGGUGCGAGCCAACUUACUGCCUCUCAAAAUCCGAACGCGCUCAACUACACAACCCAAUGUCAUUAACGACUCCGCUGUCGAUGCAACCCGGAGGAGAAAUUUUGCUGCAACUCACCGAACAACACAUUCCGCAGCGUCGGUAUCGUCUGUGUCCACGGCGUAUAGCACAUCAAUUAUGUCAACUGCUUCAACUGCUUCUUCUACACCCAUCCAAUCUUACACACCCACAUUGCCAGAGAAAGGGCCGCUUGAGGUUGACGGGGACGGCUCUGUGCAGUCCGAGAAACACGGGAGGACGCUGGCCGCAGAGGGUCAAGACUUCGCUCUUGUCGAUGGCUCAGCAGUUGAGACGGUGCCGGUCGUGGCAACGGUUGUCGAUCCCAAAUUGACGUGCGGUUUGUUCAAUAGUGAACUCGUUGGUGUUAUCCAGUACCCUGAUUUGCAGGCUGCCACUCCAAAUACCAUCAAGACCGUCUUUUUCUUUGCCGCAUUCGCCGAUUCGACAGCUGCCAUGGGCCCUGGUGCGCAGGAGGACCACGAGGAUCUACGGGCCGAGUGGGUGGACUUUCAGAUUGCCAGCCAGCGGUUACGCUUCCGUCCAGAAAAAGAAGCCAUGUGGAAGGUUCGACAGGACAUGGCAAGAUCAGGGCUUUAG
Molecule: messenger RNA, 927 nt
Organism: Sporothrix schenckii 1099-18
Lineage: Eukaryota; Fungi; Ascomycota; Sordariomycetes; Ophiostomatales; Ophiostomataceae
Exons: 1
Coding region: 1-927 (308 amino acids)
Biological process (GO): ATP biosynthetic process; AMP biosynthetic process
Molecular function (GO): bis(5'-nucleosyl)-tetraphosphatase (asymmetrical) activity
Source: RefSeq, a predicted model, not a curated record